This is a messenger RNA of Olea europaea var. sylvestris, 1570 nucleotides long. Its product is annotated as pentatricopeptide repeat-containing protein At4g36680, mitochondrial. The transcript has a single exon. Gene Ontology annotation, molecular function: protein binding. The record is from RefSeq and is a predicted model, not a curated record. Bases 86 to 1339 code for a protein of 417 amino acids. NCBI's taxonomy places the organism in Eukaryota, Viridiplantae, Streptophyta, Magnoliopsida, Lamiales, Oleaceae.
CCCCUUUAACUGCUGCAUUCGAUUAUAAACCCUAAAGAAUUUUCACUCUAUUUCUUUCCAAAACCCUAGACAGUACAGGGCCAAAAUGUCUUCCUCCAUCGCCCUACGCCAUGCCCGCCACCUCUGCACCACCACCGCAGCCGCCGCUACUGCUACCGCAGCCAAACUGUCCGGGCCCUUGUCCAUUUCCCAAACCAAAAGCAAACUAAGACACGAAUACGACCCGGACAUGGCCCUUCAAAUCUACUCCUCCUUUACAUCCUCCAAUAACCAUUCCUCCUCAACCUCUUCCGUUCGCUACGCCCAGGAGUUCACCGUCCGUCGUCUGGCCAAAUCCCACCGCUUCUCCGACAUUGAAUCAUUUCUUGAGUCCCACAAAACGCUUCCCCAAAUUACUGAAGAAGCCUUCCUUGCCUCCCUCAUUCGUUCCUAUGGCGUUGCAGGUAUGUUCGAGAAUGCCCUCAAAACGUUCGAUGAAAUGACCGAUCUGGGCACCCCUCGAUCAUCACUUUCCUUCAAUGCCUUACUUACUGCUUGUGUACAUUCCAAACUGUUUGAUCGUGUGCCCAGUUAUUUUAAUGAGAUUCCUGCGAAAUACGGGCUUUCUCCUGAUAAGUUCUCUUACGGUAUAUUGAUUAAAGCGUAUUGCGAGAUGGGGUCGCCUGAAAUGGCAAUAGAGAAGUUGAAUGAGAUGGAGGAGAAGGGGAUUGAGGUUACUCCGGUUACUUUUACCACAAUUUUACACGGGUUGUACAAGAAGGGAAGGAAUGAGGAGGCCGAGAGUUUUUGGGAUGAGAGAGUAACUAAAAAGGGUUGUAUUCCUGAUGUUGGGGCGUAUAAUGUGAGGCUUAUGCAUAUUCAUGGUGGGGAGGUAGAGGGGGUUAAGAAGCUAAUCGAUGAAAUGAGUAAUGCUGGGAUAAAACCUGAUGCUAUUAGUUAUAACUACUUGAUGACGAGCUAUUGUAAAAAUGGUAUGAUGGAUGAAGCAAAGAAGGUAUAUGAUGAGUUGGGGUCUAAAGGCUGUAAUCCAAAUACGACUACUUUCAGGACGUUGGUGUUUUAUUUGUGCGAGCAAGGGCGACACGUGACAGGGUAUAAGGUGUUUAAAGAGAGUGUGAAGUUGCACAAGAUUCCGGAUUUUAAUACUUUGAAGUAUUUAGCAGAAGGGCUGGCCAAGAAUGGACAUAAGAAUGAGGUGAAAGCAAUGAUUCGAACUAUGAAUAAGAAGUUUCCUCCUAAUAUGUUGAAGGCUUGGGGGAAGCUUGUGGAGGAUCUGGGCUUGGCUCCUAUUGACACUAACGAGGUCGAUUCUGGUGAGUCAGAAAUGGCCAGUACUUGAGUCUUUGUGUCUUAAAUUGGAAGAGUAUUGUACACUUUCGAGUAAGUUAGAUUGGAUUUUUGUGUAGUCACAAGACUUCAAGAUAAUGUUUUCUUAGCGCUGUUCCAUACAGUUUGACACCGCGAGCUAUAUGUGGAGCUCAUCAAUAUUUAUAAUGCAUCUCUUGAUAUUUAGAACAUCAAAGGCAUACGUGCUUUCAUUUUUAUGUUAAAUUGAUCUCAUCUUUCACAA